AUGGACGCGGAGCAAGACAUCAAACCUUUGUUCCUCCCCAUUCCCAUCAAUUCCAUCCCGGGAGGCCACAGUGGGUUCAGCGCCUUCCAGCUGCUGGCACCGGCACCGGCGGCGGCCGCGGCGUCACUGGAUCAGCGUGGCACACGAGGAGCAGCAGCCGUGCAGAGGCAGCAGCACCAGCAGCAGCAGGAGGCGGUCAUCUGCGUCCUGAACCGAGCCGCAUCCCAACCGCCGGAGGAAGAAGGCGAAGGCGGCGGCGGCGGCGAUCUGAGGCGCCGCCCGGGCGAGAGCCGUGUCGGGGACUCAGCGCAUCGGCCGUCUCUCGAGGCCGCCGUGCCGCCAAGGAUCAGCAAGAGGUUCUGGAGCGCCGGCGAGUACGACGUGGCCGGCGGGAGCUCGCCGGUGCAGCCGCCAAGAAAUCUGCAGAACCGGAUGUGCGUCCACCCAAAAUUCCUCCACUCGAACGCGACUUCGCAUAAAUGGCCAUUUGGAGCUGUUGCAGAGUUACUGGACAAUGCUGUCGACGAGAUCAAAACUGGUGCUACGAGAAUUAUCGUGGACAAAGUCGUUAACAACUGUAACGGAUCACCAGCUUUACUAGUUCAAGAUGAUGGUGGAGGCAUGGAUCCAGAUUCGCUGAGGCGUUGCAUGAGCUUUGGAUACUCCGAUAAACAGUCAGGCUCUUCGAUCGGACAAUAUGGAAAUGGAUUCAAGACUAGCACAAUGCGGUUAGGCGCAGAUGCCAUUGUUUUCAGCCGCUGCAUGAAGAACAGCGUGCCUACACAAUCCAUUGGUCUUCUCUCUUACACUUUCUUAGCUGAAACUGACCAGAAGGAUGUUGUUGUUCCCCUGGUGGAUUACAAGUACAGCUUGUUGACUGGAGAGGCUGAGCCAUAUUAUCGGCUUGGUCCUGAUCAGUUUUCCUCAAACCUUUCUGUUCUGUUGAAAUGGUCCCCUUUUGCAACUGAAGAACAACUGCUGCAGAAUUUCUGUGACAUUGGUCCACAUGGAACAAAGAUUUUAGUCUUCAACUUGUGGUCGAAUGAUGAUGGUGAUCUAGAGCUUGAUUUCGAUAUUGAUGACAAGGAUAUUCGGAUCAGUGGUGCUCCAAAGACAGCAGAAACAAAUAAUGCUGCAAAAGCAAUGAAUGAAAGCCAUUUGGCAAAUCAGCUACGCUAUUCCCUUAGGGUCUAUGCUUCUGUCCUGUAUUUGAAACUACCUGAAUACUUCAAAAUCGUACUCCGAGGACAAGAAGUUAAGCACCAGUACAUUGCAUCUGAACUCAGACAUUACCAAUGCAUUAGAUAUAUCCCUCAAACCUAUGGGAAAAAAGAGGAGAAGGUGGAUACAACCAUUGGAUUUCUAGAUGGUGCUCCAACUAUCAGCAUCCACGGAUUUAGCAUAUACCACAAGAAUCGCCUUAUAUUGCCUUUUCGCCGAGUUUUGAGUACUGCAAGUAGCAAAGGCAGACGCGUUGCUGGAGUAUUAGAGGCGGACUUUAUCAGGCCUACUCAUGACAAGCAGGACUUCGAGAAGUCACAUCUCUAUCAGAAGUUAAUAAACCGAUUGAAAGAAAUGACGACUGAGUACUGGGAUUUAUACAGUCCUCUGAUUGGGUACCAUAAGGUGCCCCGUGCAGCUUCUGGCUCUCCUGCUUGUCGGGCACUUGUGCCAACUCUGUCAGGCACAGCUGCUACUUCUACAUCAUCAUCAUCAUCAGAGCAGAUUCCAGCUGAUCACCAUGUUUUGGCUCAUGUGCCUUCUAAUCCCAACAUUACCCAUCACAAUCCAGUUCCAAUCGCCUUUUGUGCCCAUCCUGGUGGAUCAAAUGCUGUAUUCUCCCAGCCAGGAAUGCAGAUCACUGGAUCAGCAACUAUGGCAACUGGCACUAACCUAGCAGAUACAAACCUAGCAGAUACAAGGAAAAGAAAACUAGAACCUCUUGUCCAGAUGGAUGGUCCCUUGACAAAGCAUAGUAAAUAUGAUUCGGUGGUCAACACUGUGGAGGCAAGUAACCAGAUAUGCCAGUACAUGGGAGAACGAGAGUUGAAUGAAUUCUCCUUCUUGAAGCAAGAGAAUGUACUACUGCGUCAAGAGUGUUCGGAAUUUGAGUUGGCAGAGAGGGACCUCUUGCUCAAGGAACAGAAGCUACGACUUGAACUUGAGCAGGCGGAGGCACAGUACAAGAGCCUUCUGAAGGAAUUCAUAUCGGUGCCUGCUCCUGUCAGGACACCUAGACGAUAGACACUGUUACUUCCAGUGGCUCUCUUGAUCCUGCAAACACAUAUGCAUGCUUGCAGUAUUUCAGGUGACAGGUGUUCUAUUAAACAAUCAAAAGCAUUUGGAGGCGAAAAUAUCAUCGGGAUAAGCAACGGACCGAAGCAAGGUUUUGAUAGGGAAUUUAGGAAUUGAAGGCAUCCUGCUUCUGCACCGAAAUGUUCACUCGGCCAAAAACAUAUCAGUUGGCGCCGAGUUCCUUGGCUUGAUUGCUUAUCAUCUGUACAAUGGUUUGGGGUGGUGACUUCACCACUGUAUUGUAUGAAGACAGUUCUCUCAAAUUGAGUAAAAGCUGUUUCCUGAUGAGUAUGCUUUAAGUUGGAAGAUAGAUUGCAUUUUAGGAAUUUUCAUAUCCUCAAGGGAAUAUCUAUACCAGUGUAUUGUAAAAGACAGUUCUAUCAAACAGAAGAUGAAU
Messenger RNA from Oryza brachyantha (malo sina), 2692 nucleotides. Its product is annotated as protein MICRORCHIDIA 6-like. The record is from RefSeq and is a predicted model, not a curated record. Gene Ontology annotation, cellular component: nucleus. The transcript is spliced from 17 exons. Gene Ontology annotation, molecular function: ATP hydrolysis activity. Bases 1 to 2244 code for a protein of 747 amino acids. NCBI's taxonomy places the organism in Eukaryota, Viridiplantae, Streptophyta, Magnoliopsida, Poales, Poaceae.